Molecule: messenger RNA, 371 nt
Organism: Trypanosoma grayi
Lineage: Eukaryota; Euglenozoa; Kinetoplastea; Trypanosomatida; Trypanosomatidae
Exons: 1
Source: RefSeq, a predicted model, not a curated record
GCGGAGCGGCGGCGGCUGCAGCAUCCGAAUCGCGUCGGCGGCCAAAACGGGUACGGCCUCAUGCGCACCAACUCGCAGACGGGCUCCAUGAGUGCCGUCUCGCUACGCUCCGCCGACGUGCUGGGUGUGCGCGCCACACCGCAGCAGACCCCCGCCACGCCCUCGUUAUUGUAGCCCAGUUGGCCUCUGCUGCCGCAGCUGCGGGGCGUGUGGAAACGCAGGGAAUGGGGGAAAAAGAGUGCGUCUUGCGGUGCUGCUGCUGUUGGUGGUGGUGGUGGCUUGUGGUGGCGCCAUUCUUUCUCGUCCUGUUGUUGCUAAUUGUUUUUGUUUUGUUAUCUGUUUCUCUUGGCCUUUGUUUCGUGCAGCGUUGA